Molecule: messenger RNA, 1341 nt
Organism: Penicillium chermesinum
Lineage: Eukaryota; Fungi; Ascomycota; Eurotiomycetes; Eurotiales; Aspergillaceae
Exons: 3
Coding region: 1-1341 (446 amino acids)
Source: RefSeq, a predicted model, not a curated record
AUGCCUCACCACCAUCAUGCCGAUAUGAUGAUGAGGCAUCACCAUGUCGAGCGGCAGGGCGUCCCAUCCGAGCCAUUAUCGGAUCUGUUUCCAACACCGACAAGUAUCGAGGCAGACCUGUCUGUUUUGGUGCCACGUUCAGAUAGCACAUGUGGAGGCCAGUCAUGCGAGAAGCCCGCAAGCAACCUCGAAACAACAGUGUUGCCCGUGGUACUUGGUGCAGGUGUACCUAUCAUAUGUGCCAUCGUUGUAUUGAUCAUUCUACACCGCCGUCAUGUCAAGAAGUUGAUGCGAGAAGACGCAAAUGAUAAGCACAAAUCCCUGGAUUUUGGCCUAGAUCCCGUGGGUCCACCAAGACGUAAUAAGGCACAUCCUGGAACCCCCCAGAUGAUGGAACCCGCUCAUGGCAAGGGCUUGUCGCUCGAUAUUGCUCCGUAUCUGAUGCCCCCUGGUCUACACGGCUCUCGGGACUCUUUGAGCUCCGUAGCUCGUUCAAUCGAUGACGACAAGUAUCGACCGGCUACCUUCCUUACGCACGACAAUGCAUCUGUCCGAUCAUUCCCUAGGAAUCGCGAUGACGCUUCUAAAAUGCGCAGCGGAUAUCUCGCUCGUCUCCACCGAGGCACCGAAGCCCCCCCCGCCCAAAUGGGGCCUCCAUCUCCCCAGAACGAUGCUGAUCUUGGGGUUGGAGCGAAUUAUGUUGCCCCAGAGCAUGAAGCCCACGAUAAAUCAGGCGCGGCUCCCGAGCCGGAGUUCCAUCUGGAUGCACCUCCAACCCUGAACUUCGAAGCCGAACCGCAUCAGGAUCAUGCUUAUGAUCGCCCUAAUUUCCCGCUGCCAGAAGCGCCGGCCGAGGCUCAUACUACACCCUCUACUCAAGAACUCCCACGCAUUUCGUUGCCUGCUAGCGAUAUCACCAGCAGUGAUUAUGGAGAUGAUCAUCGCAAAUCCCAGUUCGUGAUUCCUGAAGUGAAUGUUCAUGGCACAGAAGAACAUGUACCGCUUGAAAUUCCAGAGCCGGACAAGUCCCCAGAGUACCCGGAAGAACCCCAGAAUCUCGACUCUGCGUAUGUCAACCCCCGAGACACUCGCCGGUUGACUCUCGGAGUGCGCCCAUUGCCACCAGAGGAUCCAUCGGACAACCCUGAGCAGCGUGCCAACCGGAUUCGAUCUUUCUACAAAGAAUACUUCGAUGACAGUAAGCGAGAGACUACCUAUUACGAGGAUUAUGACCCUGAAUUCUAUGAUGGUGGCUACGUGUACGAUCCAGCCACGGGAGAGUACUUUGAUGCCGCCGCUCCCCUCUUCCCUACGCUGAGCCCAUCGGUCGCCGAGCCAUGA